Molecule: messenger RNA, 2284 nt
Organism: Oncorhynchus mykiss (rainbow trout)
Lineage: Eukaryota; Metazoa; Chordata; Actinopteri; Salmoniformes; Salmonidae
Product: low density lipoprotein receptor adapter protein 1-B
Cellular component (GO): early endosome
Source: RefSeq, a predicted model, not a curated record
CCGGUUAAUUUACAUAUAACACCGCCCAGAGUGGGGAUGAACAUCAUAAUCCAUUUAUUCUGGGCUGUCUCUGAAGUAGAAGACAAAAAACAGCUGGAAAAGUUUGGGAGAGUGUGUGACGAACAGGGCCAAGUGCUUCGAGAGACAAGAACCGAAGCUUGUUGGGCUCUUUGCCCCAAUUUUGGAUUACGGUAUGGACGCUUUGAAGUCGGCUGGAAGGGCAAUAAUUCGGAGCCCCAGUCUCGCUAAACAGUCAUGGGGUGUAGGCAGACAUAAAAAGCUGCCAGAGAACUGGACAGACACGCGGGAGACCCUGCUGGAGGGCAUGUUGUUCCAGCUCAAGUACCUGGGCGUCACGCUGGUGGAGCAGCCCAAAGGAGAAGAGCUCUCCGCAGCCGCCGUCAAGAGGAUCGUGGCCACGGCCAAAGCCAGCGGCAAGAAACUCCAGAAAGUGACAUUAAAAGUGUCCCCUCGAGGAAUCAUCCUCUAUGACUAUGCCUCUAACCAGCUGAUCGAGAACAUAUCCAUUUACAGGAUAUCCUACUGCACAGCAGACAAGAUGCACGACAAAGUGUUUGCCUACAUCGCCCAGAGCCAACAGAAUGAAACCCUGGAGUGUCACGCCUACCUCUGCACCAAGAGGAAAGUGGCCCAGGCAGUGACGUUAACAGUGGCCCAAGCCUUCAGAGUGGCGUUUGAGUUCUGGCAGGCUGCCAAAGAAGACAAGGAGAAGCGUGUGAAGUUGGGGUCGGAUGGGGAAGGAGCCAGUAGUAGCCAGUCGGAGAGCUCGGCCAGCCUGGGCAGUCUGAAGGGAGGAGGUGAGUCACCAACCAUCUCUGCCUCAAGGAUGGAAAGAUAUUCAAAAGAAGUGGCCACAGGAAACCUUCUAGACUUGGCAGAGGGGGCGAACAUGGCACUGGUCCACUCGGGGACAAAGGAGAGCGAGCUGGACCCCUUCAUGGUGCGCAACCACUCCACAGAGAACAACAAUACUGUAUGGGAGCUUGAGGAUGGUCUGGAUGAAGCUUUCUCAAGCCGCAGUCUGGAUAGCUUUGAAUCAUACUCAGACUCGCUGAGUCUCGCAAUAACCCCCAGGUCCUGGACAUUGGGGUAAACCCUCAGGACUUCAACACCGAAGAGUGCCUGUCCCCAACUAACUGGGACAAAACGGACGCAGACAACACCGAGAAAGACGAUAUGUUUGGGUUCUAAGGGUGGAGCCACUGCGGACUCAAGGCAUUGAGGAAGGGAGAGAAAGAUAGAGGGAUUUGAGUGAAAGCAGUAGAGGCAGUGACUGGGAUGUCUGUGAAAUAGUAGUGCCAUGGAGUUUGUACCUGAUUCUCCCUGAAAGUCCACUCAGUGGCGCCAUCUUGAGGGAUGUGACUGUUUGUGCAUCUAGCUGACCAACCAGGUGAGACCUUCCUGAGCAGAGAGCCUCCAGAACUCAUACCAAAGCAAUGUAACCAAUUGUUUCUUUUAAUUAAAUGUUAAACAUGCAGCCAUCUGGUGUUAAAUUCAACUGUGCAUUAAUUUUUUAUUUUUCUAUUUGCCCACUGUAUAUGUAUCUACUGGUAUGUUUGAACUGUGUGUGUACACAAUUUAAGUAUGUAUCUACAAGCUGAUAGAGCUAUAUUUUAUCAUUUUUUGAGCAUUUGGUGAAGGCGCAGUUAAGCAUUUAGAGGCAGAAAAUGGAUAAAACAGGUUAAACCUAUGGUCAGUGUUUGAUGUGGAGUCAGGGCUAAUGCCAUGGUUAUGUUCCCUAUGUUAAUGUACCUGUGGAUGGAGGGGAAUCUUCACAGGUGAUGGAUUGAAAGCCACCAGCUGAACUCCAGCCCUGAUGCCAAAUAUAAGAAUAAUGAGUGCGGGUGACUCAUCUGUGCUCUAAUAAUUGGGCAAACAGGCUUGAUCAAAAUUGACUUGCAUAUAUAAUGUGUGAGGUGUGUGUGUGUGUGUGUGUGUGUGUGUGUGUAUGGAUUCAUCUUUUAUUCUAUUGCUAGAUCUAUUUUUGCACUCUACUCAUCCCUCUCCAAAGCACAUACUUUCAUGUUGGGGAUUGUUAUAACAUCAAACUCUUACAUAUACCACUGUAAUGUUGUCUAUGACCUUGUUUGUGCUAAUAAAGAUUUGAUAGUUUACUCAUCAGUUUGGGUAUGAGGAUUUGAGGUCGUCUCAGUGUUAAUGUCUGACAUUUUUCUUAGUUUGAAAUGUAUUUAAAUAAUUUCCGGGUUUAUGUUACUCCUAUUGAAUACUCCUAUUGAAUUCAAUAAAAUGUAUAUCAAUGUGA